AUUCCUCAAACGGUCACAUUGAAUAGAACUCGCUGAUUGUAUUUGGUGCGUGUGUUUUGUGUGCGUGUGUGUGAUUUUCAGCUUUCAGUCGUUUUUUUUUUAGUUAAUCCAUCGCAGAAAAGACAAUAACAUAUUAGUGACAUACAUUAAACGUGUACACGAAAGUAGUGAUGUCAUUAUCAAGUCUUCUGCCCGCACCGACCAAUGCGGUAUGGGAUCGCGAAGACGAGCGUCGCUUGGCAGCCAAAGGGGCUCCAAUGAUUGGUGCUCUGGUGUCCGCCAAAGUUGCAGCACCACCUUACGGCCAGCGCAAGGACUGGAUACCACGCACAGAGGCUGACUUUGGCGACGGUGGCGCAUUCCCCGAAAUACACGUUGCCCAGUAUCCCCUAGGUCUCGGGGCCCCUGCUAAUGUUGGCAAGAAGUCGGAAGCGCUCGCCGUGCGUCUGGAUGACAACGGCAAAGUGAAAUAUGAUGCGAUUGCUCGCCAGGGACAUGGUAAGGACAAAAUUGUCUACUCUUCGAUAACGCAGCUGUUGCCCGCCGAGGUGCUCGCUGAAGAUGCGGACGAGCUACAGCGACCGGACGAGGAAACGGUUAACGAGACAACCGAGGAGACACGUCUGGCCCUGGAGAAACUCACAAACCAAAAGAUCACCUCAGCUCUACCCGUGCGACAUGCACAAAAAGCAGCGCCCGCACAAUACAUCCGAUACACGCCAUCGCAGCAGGGGGAUGCCUUCAAUUCUGGAGCCAAACAGCGUGUCAUUCGAAUGGUGGAGGCACAGCUGGAUCCAAUGGAACCGCCAAAGUUUCGCAUUAACAAGAAGAUACCACGUGGACCGCCGUCGCCACCAGCGCCAGUGUUGCACUCGCCGUCACGUAAGGUGACAGUCAAGGAGCAGAAAGAAUGGAAAAUACCGCCCUGCAUAUCUAACUGGAAGAACGCCAAAGGUUACACCAUACCACUGGACAAGCGCUUGGCCGCCGAUGGACGCGGCCUGCAACAGGUUCACAUCAACGAAAAGUUCGCUAAGAUGGCCGAGGCUCUCUACAUUGCCGAUCGAAAGGCACGCGAGGCUGUCGAGGCGCGGGCUCAGCUGGAGAAGAAGCUGGCACAGAAGGAGAAGGAAAAGAAGGAGGAUAUGCUGCGCAUGAUGGCGCAACGGGCACGCGAGGAACGCGCCGGUCUACGCAAUCCAGAGCCAGAUGCCCCCAGUGGUGGUGGUCUCGGCGGCAAUGCUAGUAAUCCGGAUGCACGCGAGCGCAACGAUCUCCGUGCCGAACGGCAGCGCGAGCGUCAACGCGAUCGCAAUUUGCAACGUGCCGCGCCAGAAAAACGCACCAAGCUGCAGCGCGAACGGGAGCGUGACAUAUCUGAGCAGAUUGCCCUUGGCUUGCCGGCGAAGAGCGCCGGGAAUGGUGAGACCCUGUUCGAUCAGCGUCUGUUCAAUACCACAAAAGGCAUGGACUCUGGCUAUGGCGACGAUGAGGCUUACAAUGUGUAUGACAAGCCAUGGCGCGAUUCCAACACCCUGGGCGCCCACAUCUACAGACCGAGCAAGCAGGCGGAUAGUGACAACUAUGGCGGGGAUUUGGAUACAAUUGUUAAUACGAAACGCUUUGUGCCGGAUAAACAAUUCUCUGGUGCUGGUUCGCGGGAUCCGGGCUCCGCUCAGCGUAGCGGCCCAGUGGAGUUUGAGAAGGAGGAAGAUCCCUUUGGUCUGGACAAGUUCUUGAACAUGGCCAAGAAAGCUCCCAAGCGUGCCGACGAAAAGAAUGAUCGCGGCUCACACUCGGAGCGCAAGCGAAGCCGACGUGACUAGCAUGGCGGACUCUAAGAAGUUGCUGCAGUUCCCUUAAAAAAAUACAAUCCCCAAACUUUUGGCAAAUACAUUCAUUUAUAUCAAUCAACAA
Drosophila grimshawi is the source of this 1917-nucleotide messenger RNA. It is a transcript of the gene Bx42, whose product is annotated as puff-specific protein Bx42. The record is from RefSeq and is a predicted model, not a curated record. The transcript has 3 exons. Gene Ontology annotation, biological process: mRNA splicing, via spliceosome. NCBI's taxonomy places the organism in Eukaryota, Metazoa, Arthropoda, Insecta, Diptera, Drosophilidae. Bases 171 to 1826 code for a protein of 551 amino acids. Gene Ontology annotation, cellular component: spliceosomal complex.